Molecule: messenger RNA, 1893 nt
Organism: Chlorella variabilis
Lineage: Eukaryota; Viridiplantae; Chlorophyta; Trebouxiophyceae; Chlorellales; Chlorellaceae
Exons: 13
Coding region: 1-1893 (630 amino acids)
Biological process (GO): attachment of mitotic spindle microtubules to kinetochore
Cellular component (GO): Ndc80 complex
Source: RefSeq, a predicted model, not a curated record
AUGGACCGGCGCAAGACGCUGGCGGGGCUCAGCCCCGCGCAGCUCAACGCGCGGGUCAGCCUGGCGCCGCGGGGCAUGGCGGGCAAGGGCGGCGCCGCCGCCGGCGGCAAGCUGCCCAUCGAAAAGGCACUGAGCCGCAUGUCGCUGGCGGGGCCCGUGACCCGCCGCUCCUCGGCCUACACCACCAGCAAGGCCACCGGCCUCAAGAGCGACCCGCGGCCCGUCAGCGACAAGGGCUUCCAGCAGGCCUGCAUUCGCACCGUCAUCGCUUACCUGGCGGCCCACGGCUUUGAGUACGCCAUCACGCCCAAGGCGCGCCGUGCCUCCGCCUCUGCCGCUCCACCGCGUGCUUUGCACCACACAAGUCGCGGCAGGCUGGCGGGCGGUGUGCUGGCCAGCCCCACCACCAAGGACUUCACCAAUGUGAUGAUGUUCCUGUACCGCCAGUUUGAUCCUGUACUGCCAAAGACAUUCAAGCUGGAGGAGGAGGUACCGCAGCUGUACAAGCGCCUCAGGUACCCCUUCCAGAUCAGCAAGAGCAACCUGACGGCGGUGGGGUCCCCACACACAUGGCCCUCCCUGCUUGUGGCGCUGACCUGGCUGGUGGAGCUGCUCAACUACCAGCAGCGGGCAGAGGCGGCGCGCCAGGAUGUGGGGGACGAGCGCAGCCGCACUGAGGCCGAGUUCUUCCAGUAUGUCAGCCAGGUGUACCGCUACUUCAUGACCGGCGACGACGCUAAGUGCGAGGAGGCCGACGGCGAGCAGGCGGGGGAGUUUGAGGCGCGGGCGGCGGGCAUCCGCCAAGACACGGAGCGCCUGCAGGCGUCCAACGACGCGCUGCGCGCCGAGAUUGAGCGCCUGCGGGGCGAGCCCAGCCCGCUGGUGGCGGCGCGGGCGGCGCGCGAGGAGACGCUGGGCGACAAGGAGAAGUUCCUCAAGCUGCUGGACAACCUGCAGGCUCACAAGGCCUCGCUGCAGCGCAAGCUGGCCGAGCGGAAGGCUGACGUGGCGGCGCAGCAGGCUGAGCUGGCAGGGGUGGAGCGGGAGAACGAGGGGCUGCAGGGGCGCAUCGCGGCGCAGACCAUCCACCCGCAGGACGUGAUGCGCAUGAAUCAGGAGAGGGCCAAGCACGAGUCUGCGCUGCGGUCCACCCAGGGGCAGCGCGAGGCGCUGGACCGGCGGGUGGCGGAGCAGGAGCGGGGCAUCGAGGCGCGGCUGGAUGCGGUGGAGGCAGCGCUGCUGCACUACCACAGCAUGGCCGACCGCCUGGCGCUGAUCCCGGCCACCGCCAAGCGGGCAGAGGGUGUGGCGUUUGAGGUGCGGCUGGACCGGGGGGCCGCCUCCGCCUCUGAGAUGAUCAACGUUGACCUCAAGGGCAUCGUCAAGCCCGCCCUGCAGCGGCUGCGCGACGGCUACAGCGCCAAGGCUCGCGACCUGGCGGACCAGCUGCUGAGCCUGCAGGAGCAGCACGACAGCAUGCGGGAGCUGCUGGCGGAGCGGGAGGAGGAGAACCGCAACGCAGAGGCGCAGGCCCACAAGCUGGACGGGCAGUACCGUGCGGCCAAGGAGGCGCUGGAGCGCGAUAUCGCCGCCGCCAACGCCCACGUCGACCUGCUGGCCUCCGAGGUGGCCCAGCUGCGCAACGCCAACGGCGCGGGGGUGGCCGCCAGCGAGGAGCGCCUGCGCGGCCUGCAGGCGGCGUACGAGGACCUGAUGGGGCAGUGCGAGCUGGAGAAUGCGACGCUGCACCGCGACCUCAGCGCCGCGUUGGAGAAGAUCCUCAACCACAAGCUGCAGCUGCAGGCCGAGCUCAAGUCGGUGUGCAGCCGGGACGCGGCCAUCAAUGCGCAGCUGCAGCAGGAGGUCGCCAAGCUGGCGUCGCUGCCGGUGUGA